Molecule: messenger RNA, 651 nt
Organism: Anolis carolinensis (green anole)
Lineage: Eukaryota; Metazoa; Chordata; Lepidosauria; Squamata; Anolidae
Product: gap junction beta-5 protein-like
Exons: 1
Coding region: 1-651 (216 amino acids)
Biological process (GO): cell-cell signaling
Cellular component (GO): connexin complex
Molecular function (GO): gap junction channel activity
Source: RefSeq, a predicted model, not a curated record
AUGGAGGUGGAGACCUUAUCUGCCCUACUGAGCGGGACCGGCCCACGAGCGCCACGUCUGUGCCGGGCAGGCCUCUCCCUGUUGACGGCGGCCCGCCUGGUGUGGCUGGCGUUGGGGGCCCAGACCCUUUGGCGGGACGAGACCUCGUCUUCCGUCCUGCAAUGCAACGGGACCACCGCGAGCUGCUCCUUGGCUUGUUUCGACGACGCCUUCCCCGUCUCGCCCUUCGAUCUCUUCCUCUUGCAGAUGGCGAGCGUGGCUUGCCAUGGCGUGGCUUGCGCCGUCCUCUUCCGGCCCCCCGAUUGUCAAGCCAAGGGGCCACGUUGGUGGCACCGAGAGCUUCACAGCCACGUCCGGCUUCAUACCAUCAGUCUCCUGGCCAAGGUGUUUGUGGAAACCCUUCCUCUGAUGCUCCUCCAUGGACUCCACAGUCCGUAUCCGUCUCGGCUCUGGUGUCCUCCGUCGCCUCCGUCUUGUCCCCAGAUCGUAUUCUGUGACGUGCGAGACGCCGCGUGGAAAAACAUCUUUGUUGUCUCCUUCGCCGGGGCCUCGUGGCUAUCCGUGUCCCUCUGCGCCGUGGUCCUCUGGGCCGCCUCCGCAGAAAUCCUAGCCAGAGGGAGAAGCCCGGCUUUGUCGCUCCGACAGGUGUGA